Molecule: messenger RNA, 1294 nt
Organism: Quercus lobata
Lineage: Eukaryota; Viridiplantae; Streptophyta; Magnoliopsida; Fagales; Fagaceae
Product: phosphoglycerate mutase-like protein AT74
Exons: 2
Coding region: 201-1094 (297 amino acids)
Molecular function (GO): catalytic activity
Source: RefSeq, a predicted model, not a curated record
CAGCUUGCUCCAACAUCAAGUUUUAAAAAAAACUGUUAUAGUGUGAAAACAUUAAAAGCCGAAUUAGACACAAAGGAAAGCCUAUAUAAAUUGACAGAAAAAACACUUCUAAGAAACCAAAACAGAAAAACAAAAAUCCUCCAAAACCCAAAUACCACAUUUUUCGUUCAUUCCCACACAAAGCAGUUUCAAAAAUAAAAAUGCAUCAAAAUCCAAACCAUUCAAAAUUGUCAGCGCUCCCAAAGCGCAUAAUCAUAAUGCGCCACGGCGAGUCCAAGGGCAAUUUAGACAAUUCAACCUACAGCACCACCCCGGACCACCAAAUCCCGCUCACCGACGUGGGCCUGGCCCAGGCCCAAGACGCCGGGGCCCGGCUCCGCCACCUCAUCUCCACCACCUCCUCCACGAACUCGUGGCGCGUGUACUUCUACGUGUCCCCGUACGCCCGCACCCGAUCGACGCUCCGGGAGCUGGGUCGGAGCUUCCCGAAGAAACGGAUCAUAGGGGUCCGAGAAGAGUGUCGGAUCCGAGAGCAAGACUUCGGGAACUUCCAGGUGGAAGAGAGGAUGAGAGCGAUCAAACGAACGCGCGAGAGGUUCGGUCGUUUCUUCUAUCGUUUCCCGGAAGGCGAGUCCGCCGCUGACGUCUUCGACCGCGUUUCUAGUUUUCUUGAAUCACUGUGGAGGGACAUAGACAUGAAAAGGCUUCACCAUGACCCUUCCCACGACUUGAAUUUUAUAAUUGUCUCACAUGGGCUAACGGCACGGGUCUUCCUCAUGAAGUGGUUCAAGUGGACGGUUGAGCAAUUUGAGCGCCUAAACAAUCUUGGGAACUGUGAAUUCCGAGUGAUAGAAUUAGGAAGUGGUGGAGAAUACAGCUUAGCAAUCCAUCACACAGAGGAGGAAAUGCAAGAAUGGGGACUUGACAAAGAUAUGAUAGCUGACCAAAAAUGGCGAGCCAAUGCCCACAGGGGUGAAUGGAAUGGAAAUUGUCCCUGGUAUCUUAAUGCUUUCUUUGACCAUCUAGAUGACUCAGAUGACAAUGAAGACAGUGACGACGAACCCCCAAGUGAUUCUUCUAGUAUAUGUGCAUAGGUUGUCCAGAACUUGAAUUGGAAGUUCUUUUCUUUUUUUCUUUUUUUGAUUUACUUGACUGUGUUUUGUGCAUAGUGUUCUUCAAAUAUUGGAAUCGGAAAAUUGACAUUGAUUUGGCUGUCAAGCCAUGGUGUAAAAAUCAAAAUUUAUUCUAUCAAUUUGAGAAUUGGGAAGAAGAAAAAUCAGUUCAAAACUCUAAA